This is a messenger RNA of Thermothielavioides terrestris NRRL 8126, 1124 nucleotides long. Its product is annotated as glycoside hydrolase family 25 protein. The record is from RefSeq and is a predicted model, not a curated record. NCBI's taxonomy places the organism in Eukaryota, Fungi, Ascomycota, Sordariomycetes, Sordariales, Chaetomiaceae. Gene Ontology annotation, molecular function: lysozyme activity. The coding region runs from base 191 to 868 and encodes 225 amino acids. The transcript has 2 exons. Gene Ontology annotation, biological process: cell wall macromolecule catabolic process; carbohydrate catabolic process; peptidoglycan catabolic process.
CCGCCGUCAACCCUCGCGCUGAGGGAGAACGGUUGUCCCGUUGACGCUUUGUGGGGUGGGUUACCACGGACCAAAAUGUACUUAAAGAGCUGAGAGUGCCCCUUUGAUGGAACUUCAUGAUCCAUCAGACACACAGUCUCCCAGAGUCACCGCCGCUCGCCAUCCAUCGACACCUGGCCAGGGCAUCACCAUGUUGACCUCAGCGCUUCUUGCCUCCCUCGCCUUGGCCGCCGGGGUGAAGGCCACCGUCCAAGGCUUCGACAUCUCCCAUUACCAGCCCAACGUGGACUUCGCGGCCGCAUACAACGCGGGUGCUCGCUUCGUCAUCAUCAAGGCCACCGAAGGCACCUCGUACAUCGACCCGUCCUUCUCCUCGCACUACACGGGCGCCACCAAGGCCGGGCUGAUCCGCGGCGGGUACCACUUCGCGCACCCGGGCGAGACGACGGGCGCGGCGCAGGCGGACUACUUCAUCGCGCACGGGGGCGGGUGGACGCCGGACGGGAUCACGCUGCCGGGGAUGCUGGACCUCGAGUCGGAGUCGAACGGCGAGUGCUGGGGCCUGUCGGCGUCGGCGAUGGUCGCGUGGAUCCGCGACUUCAGCGACCGCUACCACGAGCGCGUCGGCGUGUACCCGAUGCUGUACACGAACCCGUCCUGGUGGCAGACCUGCACGGGCAACUCCAACGCCUUCGUCAACACCAACCCGCUCGUGCUGGCCCACUACAGCAGCUCCGUCGGCACCAUCCCCGGCGGCUGGCCCUACCAGACCAUCUGGCAGAACUCGGACUCGUACAAGUACGGCGGCGACUCGGAUAUCUUCAAUGGCAGCCUCGACCGGCUGCAGGCGCUGGCCAAGGGGAGUUAAAUCAGCGCGUUAGCAUGUCGUUAGGAUGGGCCCUCUGCGGCGGUGUGGGACUAUCUGGAACUUUCGGAAGUGGCAGCAAGUUUCGUGCCUAGAGGUAGAGAACGGAAAUACCUACGGAUGCUUGACACGUUGGUUCUUUUUGCUCCGGCAUUGUCGGUCUGCUUGCAGUUUUACAUACUGGUCGUCUGGUGACUGAAUACCCCGAUGAGUUCUUGAGAGUGGCUUGAUCCCUCAUCGAGUAAGAUUUUAGAUUCAC